This is a messenger RNA of Symbiodinium pilosum, 918 nucleotides long. NCBI's taxonomy places the organism in Eukaryota, Dinophyceae, Suessiales, Symbiodiniaceae. The record is from the annotation of a GenBank genome assembly.
AUGGCGGGAGCCGACGACUUUGUUUGGCCCGGGGCAGAUGCCCAAGCCGAGCCCAGUGUCCCCUCAGCGCCACCUGGCACAACGCCCGGUGCGGUGCCCGGUGCAGUGCCGGGGGCGCCUGGGACCAUGCCUCCGAUGAUGCCUGGCAUGAUGAUGCCUGGGUUGUUGCCAGGGAUGGCGAUGCCAGGCAUGAUGCCCGGGAUGAUGCCAGGUGCGAACCCACUGAUGAUGGCAUCGAUGAUGAUGCCCAACCCCAUGAUGGCUAUGAUGAUGGGCGGUGUUGGUGGCGCAGGCAUGGCAGCUGCAGAGGAGAAAAAGGCGGAGGAGUCAAGCAAAGUGGAAACGCCCAUAGACGGUCGAGUCCGGGAGCUUUGCCGUGAGUAUGGCAUUGAGGACCGGCUUAUGAGAAAGCUCAAUGACGUGAUGAUGCGGCGACCGGAUACCUUCGAGGAAGACCUGAACACUGUGCGGUCCAGGCUUUCCAAGGAGCGCCCGGAUAUUGGCGUCCUGAUAACCCAGCUAGACCGCGGCACCUUCGUCACGCGGGGCAACAUCCAUCCAGACAUGAUGGCUGUAGUUAACAAGUACAAGCUGGACGAUCGGGCAACGCAGCGGUUGGUGGAGAGCAUGAGGAAGAGGAAAAAGACCAUGCAGGAGGACCUGAAGGCCAUCGACGUUCGCCUGGCGAGCGCCGAAAGACCUUCUGGGUUGCUCAUGACACUUCUCCAGGGCCUGGACACAACCGGGAAGCUGCCGGCGGCGCCCAAGUCUUUGGGUUUGCCAGGCAGCUAUGGCGCUGAGCGCGAGGAGAAGGAGAAAGAGCGUCCCAAGGAGCGGGACCGAGAUAGAGGAAGAGAUAGGGAGCGAGACCGCGAGAAGAAGCGCUCCCGAUCUAGAUCAAGGGGGAGGAGAAAGUGA